Messenger RNA from Microdochium trichocladiopsis, 1122 nucleotides. RefSeq names its product CobW/HypB/UreG, nucleotide-binding domain-containing protein. Gene Ontology annotation, molecular function: GTPase activity; nickel cation binding. NCBI's taxonomy places the organism in Eukaryota, Fungi, Ascomycota, Sordariomycetes, Xylariales, Microdochiaceae. Bases 165 to 980 code for a protein of 271 amino acids. The transcript has 2 exons. The record is from RefSeq and is a predicted model, not a curated record.
ACAAGACCCUGGACCACGCUUGCGAUAUCUGUCGUCUCGUGGGUGAUUUAUGUCAACUGCAUGUCCUGGACGCUUUUGUUUCCAACCUGAGAUAUCCAGACAUCCACCUCCAUUUUCUCGAAACCGCAGGAGAUACGACACACAGACACCACGCAUCCGCAAACAUGUCGCAUACCCACUCUCACGACGGCGUUGGUGGCCACUCUCACGAUAACUUCAAUGCAGCCGAGCACGGCCAUUCGCACGAGAUUCUCGAUGGGCCGGGCAGCUAUCUCAGCCGCGAGAUGCCCAUUGUUGAAGGGCGAACGUGGGGUGAGCGGGCAUUCACAAUUGGCAUCGGAGGACCUGUCGGCUCCGGCAAGACGGCGCUGAUGCUGCAGCUGUGCCUUGCCCUGCGGGAGAAGUACUCGAUCGCGGCCGUCACCAACGACAUCUUUACGCGCGAGGACGCCGAGUUCCUGACGCGCAACAAGGCCCUGCCCGCGCCGCGCAUCCGGGCCAUCGAGACGGGCGGCUGCCCGCACGCCGCCGUCCGCGAGGACAUCUCGGCCAACCUCGCCGCCCUCGAGGACCUGCACGCCGAGUUCGACACGGACCUGCUCGUCAUCGAGUCCGGCGGCGACAACCUCGCGGCCAACUACUCGCGCGAGCUGGCCGACUUCAUCAUCUACGUCAUCGACGUCAGCGGCGGCGACAAGAUCCCCCGCAAGGGAGGGCCCGGCAUCACCCAGAGCGACCUGCUCAUCGUCAACAAGACGGACCUGGCCGAGGCGGUCGGCGCGGAUCUCGGCGUCAUGGAGAGGGAUGCCAGGAAGAUGCGCGAGGGCGGCCCCACGGUGUUCGCCCAGGUCAAGAAGGGUGUCGGUGUUGAUCACAUUGUCAACCUAAUCAUUAGCGCGUGGAAGGCCUGCGGUGCCGAGGAGGAGAGGAAGACCAAGGGCGGGCCACGGCCAACUGCUGGCUUGGAGACUCUUGCGUAGCUUGAGCCACGAGUUGCAGAGAUAAAACGAAAAUCGCGUAUUGAGGAUCAAUCGAUUUCCAUGUACGAGAUUGAAAUAUGGAAUCAUGAAAAAGUCAAUGGAGAGAAGGAUCUCGCGCAGUUUCGUGAAGAACACCCUUAAG